Messenger RNA from Eruca vesicaria subsp. sativa (arugula), 1438 nucleotides. NCBI's taxonomy places the organism in Eukaryota, Viridiplantae, Streptophyta, Magnoliopsida, Brassicales, Brassicaceae. The record is from the annotation of a GenBank genome assembly.
GCGGGGCAGGGUUGCUCUUGGUUCAUAUAUAAUUCGCAGCGAUUUAGUCAUCUAGUUUUCUAAAGAAGAAAAGCGUAAACAGCUUUACUUGUCUGAUCAUCGUCUUCCGUCAUCCUCUUCGCUUUGAAAUCGUUAAGCCGAUAAUAUAGCAGAUGACUGCAAAAUCGAAGCAGGUGAUGCUGCUUUGGCUCGAGGGUUUCCUUGAAGCUUGUUCACUCCACCGUGUUGUAAUUCUCUGUCACAGGUCGCGAAAGCUCCUCUUACGAACGGGGCAGUGUUUUCUUUUGAAUGGUUUGAUUUUCUUAGGAAGUUUAGGCGUCUUUAAGUGGUUUGUUAAUCCAGCCCUUCAGUGGAUAUUACCUGACCCAUGUGUUCCUGUCACGUCUCAAGACUUUUGUUCGUAUAAUGGAUCUUAUGCCUUUCUACGUGGUGGUCUUUUGCAGCUAUUUUACGUAUUCUGGUUCUAUCCUCUGUACAUGCUCAGCUUCAUUUUAAGUAACAUCUGGUAUAAUGAUAUUGCAAAGUAUGGAUUCGAGGCAAUUGGAAAAUCUGACUUAAGCUCGGCAGAAACAUUCAGACAGUGUGAAGUUCCUGCGUCAGUGAACAUGACAAAUGCUGAAAGACCUUCUGGUCUUGGAGGGGUGAUGAUUGGUAUAGGAGAGCAGGUGUAUUCGAUGCUACUCCUGACAUUUUUCUUUAUGGAGGUUUAUGUUGUUGGCGUUAUACCAUACAUUGGGAAGAUUCUGAGUUUCUUACUUCUUUCAUGGAUGUAUGCCUACUAUUGUUACGAAUAUAAGUGGAAUUUCUUGGAAAUUCCUCUUGAAGAAAGGCUCGAAUUCUUUGAAUCUAACUGGGCAUUCUUUGCUGGUUUUGGAAGCCCCUGUGUGUUAGCCAUUUUCUUUCUCUCUCCUCUUGUGAGCGGAGCGCUUAUGGCCAUCCUGUUUCCAUUGUUUGUUUUAACUGCUACAGGAUCAAGAUGUGAAAAAUCUAUUGUUGCCCCAAGAAGAACAUGGAAAUGUGAAGGUUUAUUGAGGCUUCCAAUAUUCUAUGUAGCUAACACACUCUCGAUGCUGGCAUUGUCCAUCUUCCGGUUGGAGUCCCUGCAACAUGAGAAGACAGGCUGAGGGUGAAACAUUAUCGCUGCUUCUCUCAGUCUUAUGUCAAUACUACCGUCCUGGUGAUUUCAAGUGGUCGUGCUGCAGCAGUUUAGGUUUGUGGCUUUGCAAACUGCACAGCAACGAAUACGAAAGAAGACUGUCAUGUCAGAAGUGAGUUUGAUUGUAAAUUAAUAGAAUCCAAAAAUUAAAAUCAAGUUUGUGUUUCGUUCCUUCACUUAUAUUUGCAAUUAAGUUCAGUUCUCCGGCUUGGUAUACAUACAUACAAUACAGGCAUGCUGUUCGUUUACUUAUCAAUGUUCGUUUAGUUCUGUUAAUGAUCU